Messenger RNA from Haliotis rubra (blacklip abalone), 1725 nucleotides. Its product is annotated as baculoviral IAP repeat-containing protein 2-like. Gene Ontology annotation, biological process: regulation of cell cycle; negative regulation of apoptotic process; positive regulation of protein ubiquitination. Gene Ontology annotation, cellular component: nucleus; cytoplasm. NCBI's taxonomy places the organism in Eukaryota, Metazoa, Mollusca, Gastropoda, Lepetellida, Haliotidae. The record is from RefSeq and is a predicted model, not a curated record. Gene Ontology annotation, molecular function: cysteine-type endopeptidase inhibitor activity involved in apoptotic process; ubiquitin protein ligase activity. Bases 466 to 1365 code for a protein of 299 amino acids. The transcript has 2 exons.
GCACAGCUGGUACUAUAGACAUUGAUGUAACUAUUGACAUAGCAUUGCUGUUGUAGACAUGGGCACACAUCUCGGAUCUUCCAUAACAAACUUCACCCACAAUAUUCCCUGGGAAAUUCCCUCAUGAAUAUGCACAGCUUUUCAGCAUGAUGUCAUGCAGCUGUGGAAAGGCCAGGAGGGGAUUUUUCUGUUUGAGCCACAUAACCCAGAACUGCACGCAGACCUGUAGGAUGGCUUCAGUGUGCAGGGGUUGGUAUAUGUGCAGUGCGGCAAAUCGCCAUCACGGGUGAUGUAUGUGACGAGUCUGGUAGAUAGGUGUUAUCGUCCUGGUGCGUGUCUGAAAAUAUGUGAUUUCUAAGAAACAUAUUAACUUAAUCCUGCAUCUGGAUUUGCAGUUUUAUUUCAAGAAUUGCCAAAGAUUUUACUUCGAAUAAAACUGCAAGGUUACUAUUCGAGAGAUUACAUAUGUCGUUCUUCAGUAGUUAUUGCAAGGUUGGUAGUGCGAGCUGUGACAGGGACGAUACAGCGACGGAGAUGGCCACGGCGGAGAUGAUGAGGCACGAGACAAUGCGGCUCAUGACGUACACAAAAUGGCCGUCGUCGUCCUCACAGGAUCCUGCCAGGCUAGCCGAAGCUGGUUUCUUUUACACCGGAAGUGGCGAUCGUGUGAAAUGUGCCUUCUGCCUUGGGGUGCUCAAGAUGUGGAAACUGGAUGAUAUCCCCCUUACAGAACACCAGAGUCACUUCCCUUACUGCAGGUUCCUCCAGGGCAAGGAAGUGGGAAAUAUUCCGUUAAGUCAAGGAAACCCUAAAGAGGUCGCAGAAACAACAUAUCAAGGAAGGGGGAACAGUCAUGCGUUAGUUCCGUGUUGCGAAAUCCAAGGUAGUGUAUUACCUAAUGCACACACUUCAACAGAAGAAGCACUAGCAGGAACGUCAGGCUUACCCCUUAAACCACCGCAAGACAUUAUACUUCCCUCAGAGGCUCUUAAUACGCUCUCAAAUAUCCAGAACAAAGCUCCAUCUGAAGUUCCAUCUCCUUUUGAAGUUCCAUCUCCUCCCAUUGUCCCAGACUUUACCCGUGAAGUUCAUCGUCUAGCAACCUUCUCCAAAUGGCCAGAAGAGUCCACGGUUUCACCUGAAGAUCUUGCACGUGCAGGGUUUUAUCACGAGCCCCAGGACACCAAGCCUGACCGUGUGAAGUGCGGGUACUGUAGGGGUAAGGUGUACGGGUGGCAAGCUGGAGAUGACCCGUGGAUGGAGCACGCCAGAUGCUUCCCUACAUGUCCAUACAUAAGGCUGUGUCUCGGGGAGGAGAUGCUUCAGGACAUAACAGCUUACAUGGUUGAGUCAGGCAGUUGCUGAGCCGGACCACGACCAUCACAGAUCCUGAUUCAGCACACUUCAUCGUUACCGCCGGAAGUGGACACAAGGAUCUGACCUGGCUAAUUAGACGCAAUUACAUACUUACGUCGUAGAUGUGGUCCAUGUUGUCACGAUGGUGUUACUGAAGCUGCAGCGUAGUUCGUGAAGAUCUUCCAAGGAAAAUCUGAUGUCAGCUGUGUUUCGAAGGAAGCGUUUUCUACGAACCAGUUUUGGCGUUACCUUAUUUUGUUUCUGUCAACCAAACACGCACGAGGGUUUCCCAGAUUAACCUUCAACAAAGGCGUGAUUACAUAACUGUUAUCCUUCGCACAUGAAUUAGUGAAAUACAACCAUGCUCAA